AUGAUUAAUAGCAUACUAAAAAGAUAUACUGAUCUGGUCCUACUUCACAAUAUAUGCAAACCUAACCCUCUAGACUGGAACUACUGGAAGGAAUGGGAAGAAGAAUACAAACCUAUAAACAACAUUCAAGACUGCUGGUAUAAGAAUAUCUCAGAUUCAAUUAUCCUGAAAGAGCUAGAGGAGACCAUUAAGAAGUCACCAACUAGUAAAGAAACAGGACCACAUGGCAUAUCAAAUGAGAUGCUAUAA
Cetraspora pellucida is the source of this 249-nucleotide messenger RNA. NCBI's taxonomy places the organism in Eukaryota, Fungi, Glomeromycota, Glomeromycetes, Diversisporales, Gigasporaceae. The record is from the annotation of a GenBank genome assembly.